AAAUUAUGAUCAAUUGAAAUUCUUUCAAAUUUGAUGUUCAAGAACCUUUAUGGUAAAAAAUGACUGAAGCAUAUACAGUCUGUUUAAAUGGUGAACCAGUGUUGCUUAAGACCUGGAAGAACAGAGAUUUACUUUAUUAACCACUGAUGUUUGUUUAUUCAUUACCCCAUUUAUCAUCAAUGCUUUAUCAUCAAUCAAUUUAUCAAUCAACAUUUUUGUCUUUUUCUACUUCCAUUUACUGCAAGUAAACAAAUCAUUUCAUACUCAUGUAAUUGAACUACAGGAGAAACUUGUUGUUCUUGCGCCUCAAACCACCACACAGCCAUGGUGACGUUUCUACGCCACUAAUGCCUGUUGCUGCAUAUGAAAUACAAACAAGCACCAUAUUUACACACUUUUAUCUCAUCUGAAUGCUAAAUAUCUAUAGUCAAAUUCAUCACAUGUGCUAUAUGAUGAUUAGCAAUCACCACUCUGCCUUAAAGUUAAAACUCAUUUAAUUGUGUAUGUAGUUGUACAUAAAUUCAGGAAGUAAGUUUAUCUUUCCUAUAAUUAACUUUCAUAUGUUAUGGUGAUAAAUAGUCAUUAAGAUGCUGAAAUAAAAUCUUUGCAUGAAAAGUCUGCUCUGGCUUUGUAUUAUACUAUAUUUAUAUAUUUUUUUGUUCUGAUUUCAUGUUGUUAUAAAAAAUUUUGUCUACAAAACAGCCUUACUGGAUACAGAACCCCUGUGACCUCUGACCUUUCUUGUCAAAAUUCUGGCAUUUGUUCCAUUUUCUAUUGGAAACUAGAGAAAAUCAGUCCGUGAAGUAUGAAUAGGGCCCAUUAUAAAAUCCCUUUAAAUGACCCGAAUCUUUAUUCCAUGUAUUGCGUUUAACCCCCAUAGAUUCAUGUCUUACUAGCAGUGCAACAAUAAAUUAUCUGUAUGAGAUAAUCUGGUAAGCUGGACCCUCAUUUGAAAUGGUAACAAAACCUGCAGACAUAAAUAAUCAUAAACAUACUCAGAUGGCAUGUAAUGUAAUUAUUUACGACUUUAUUUUCUGAAAACCUUUAAAAAAAAACACUUUAUUUUGAUUCCGACUCAUCAAAAAUGACCCCAGAUCAAAACAAAACUAAAUGAGUGAUUUCAUUUUUCUCCCCCUACAGUUUAAGUAGAAAAUAGAAAAUAGUUUUACAUGUUUUACCCUCAACCGACAUAAAUGAUAAAUUUAUAGAAUAAAAUGCAAUGCAGCUCUGCACAAAGCAUUGCAAGCUAAUCUUGCUACCAGGUUUCCACUCAACCCAAAGGCACGCGGCUCCCCAUCAACUCUCCCCCUCGACUGCUCAUGCGUUAAGCAAUAAAAAACCUCUUCAUGACCCAGGUGACAAAUAUCUUCUAUACUUCUGUCUGGUGCUCGUUGCCCUUUCAAUGCGUCCCUGGCCAACCUGGUACCUGCUUGCACCUGUAGCAGAAGUCACUCUUGCUGACUGGGGUGGCGCAGCAUAAUUCUCUUAUUCCUUGGGCCGGCUCUGGACAGGAGCGGCGUGAUAACUUCAUUAUGAGCAAGCCUUGCAUCCUGACAAAUAUCGGCUGUGUAGGUGCCUCUUAUGGAGACUUUUGCCCCUUCUCAAGGAGUCUAAACAGUAAUGCACUGAUCAACGCUGGCAUCAUUAUAGUCGGUAUUAUUAAGAGGAGGUGGUGUUGGUGGGGGUUGGGGGGGUGAUGGUGGCGGUGCAAAAAAAAAAAAAAAAUCAAUACAGGAUACCUUUUGCAGCGGUAGUGAAAACGAGAGAGAGGUGGGAAAGGAGGGGCGGUGGUGAGGUGCUUAGGCGGGUGUGGGAGGCGGGAGGAGGGAGGGAUUGAAGGAGAGAGGAGGGGAGGUGCGGAGGCUGGGGGUGGUGAUGUGUGAGUAGUAGCGGCUCCUCUCUCGCCUCAAUGUUGCGGCCAGCCUGGUGGCAGAUCGCUACAAUCCUGGAGGGGAGCCGGGUCGAGUGAGCUAUCUGGGGGUUCCCAAAUUAUAACGGGAGGGGGACAAAAAAAAAAGAGACAGGCAAAAAUCAAAAAAGAGAGAAAAAAAGAUUUUAAAAAAAACAAACAAACAAAAAACAAAAAAACAAAGACACACAGGCGGAUGGACGGAGAUAUAGGCAAGUGUUCCGAUAAGACGCGGCACCAUGGUCGGAUUCUAGAAUAGCAACGCCGUCUUGUGUUUUUAUUUAUUUAUUUUUUUGGUUUCUUUUCAGUUCGUGGGGGAUUUCCGUUUUUAGUAUUUAUUUAUUUAGAUGUUUAUUUAUUUAUCUAUCGAUUGAUUGCGUUUUAAUUACUGCCUUGUGACAGAGAGCGAAGGAGGAGGAGCGUCAGUGCCAUGCGCGCUCGCUGCUGUGUUCUCUGACUCUUGUUUGUUUGUGCCCCCUUUUAUUUACCAUUUCUUUAUACCUAUCUAUUAUUAGAUUUAGGGAGAAAAAAAAACAAAAAACGCUUAAACCGAGCUGUGUUGAAUGCGCGAUCCGGCGCCUUUGCGCGUAUUGGAUGAAUGUAGACGACUAAGGAGCAGCUAAAGACCAAAUAUAUAUAUAUAUAUAUACAAUAGCCCCUUAAAAUGCAUACAUCUUAACAACUCUGCGUGUCUUUUCUUGUCCUGUCUUUGUGUUAUCUCCGAUGGUGUUGUUCUAAGCUGCAAAAGCGAAUACCAAAGCGGCGACGCCACAGGAAUAGGCUCAGCGACUGUUCUCAUGCCUUCUUCACACCUACAGGAACCGCUGAGGAGUGAGAGGGUAAAAUAAGCUCCGGGGGCCUCUAUGUUUACUCAAGGAGAAAGCUUUAACAGAGCAAAGGUAGUAGAAGGAAGGCGCGGGUGCGUCAGCUUUUAUUCUAAGCUUUAAUUCUAAGGGAACUUUCCACGUAGCUGCAGAAGUCGAGCUCCUCUCUUCCCCGUCUGCGUGUUAGUUACUCAAGGGACCACCCUACGUCUAUAUAAAUAUAUAUCUAUAUAUAAAUGCUCUAUGCACAUUUAGGCUACACCAAAACUCUAAUGCAUCACACGUGUACAUUAAAAAAAAAGUGCGCAACCGAGGCUACAUGUGCACACAUCUAACUGCGAAUGUUGUGAGCUCUACAAACCAAAUAUUCAUCCAAAGCUGUCUGCCAGAGAAGAGCCAGAAGCAUCAGAGGAGGACAGAGCUUGUCACCCAGCUUGUGUCAGAUUAUUUGCAUCCAAACGAGAAGCAGGAGGAAGAAGAAGAUCAUGUUUGUUCCCUUGCCGGUGCCGUUCGUCUUUCAGAGAACUGCCCCUGACCUCAGCGCCUGGCGUCUCAAGUCCCCUCUGGCUCUCCGCUCCAACUCCGAUAUCAGGAUGUCAAAGCCAGCAGAGGUUGAGAAAGUCGGGGCUGACUCACCGUUAGAAGGCACAGAGUCAGAGCGGAAUGGACCUGAAUCAAAUCACCAGGUUCAUGCGAUGAAAGUCAGCCCCUUUCCUCUCUCACCGAACCUGAACAGCAGCAAGAAUAAGAUGGAUGAGUGCCCAGAAAUGUCUCCAGGCCUUCCUCCCUCUCACGGCCCGACUCCUUCCCAGACAGCCCUACAACACACUCAGCUCAUGCUGACUGGCUCGCAGCUAGCAGGGCUGACAGCUUUAUUGCCAGCGCAGCAACAGCUGCUGCUGCAGCAGGCUCAGGCACAGCUCCUGGCUGCUGCCGUGCAGCAGUCCAAUGCAGCCCAUGCAGCUCAUGCUGCCCAUGCCGCCGCUCAAGCCAAUCAGCAAGCUCAGGCAGCUGCAGCAGCAAAUCAGCAAGCCCAGCAGCAGCAGCAACAGCAGCAGCAGCAACACACAGGACAGACAGGGCAGCAGGCUCAGUCCCAGGGACAGGGACAGAGCACACAGGAGCAAAACACCCAAAGUGUCCCUGUCCCGCCUCCUCCGCCUCAGCUCACUCUCUCCCAGCCUAUCCAGCUCACAGCCCAGGACAUUCAGCAGCUGCUGCAGCUUCAGCAGCUGGUGUUGGUGCCCGGUCACCCGCUUCCGUCUCCAGCCCAGUUUCUCCUCCCGCAGGCACAGCAGAGCCAGCAAGGACUCCUAUCGACACCAAAUCUUAUUCCGCUACCUCAGCAAAACCAAGGGAGCCUCCUGUCUGCUCCAACUAGAAUGGGACUCCAGUCGCAGGUGCAGCGAGACAAGAGCAUAGAUGUGGGCGGAGGAGGAGGCAUGACUACGGUGCCCUCUGUGACCUCUCACCCCGAGGAGCCCAGCGACUUGGAGGAGCUGGAACAGUUUGCCCGCACCUUCAAGCAGAGACGCAUCAAGCUGGGCUUCACGCAGGGAGACGUCGGCCUGGCCAUGGGGAAGCUGUACGGCAACGACUUCAGCCAGACCACCAUCUCUCGCUUCGAGGCGCUCAACCUGAGCUUUAAGAAUAUGUGCAAGCUGAAGCCACUGCUGGAAAAGUGGCUCAACGAUGCAGAGACCAUGUCCAUAGACAGCACCCUGCCCAGUCCCAGCUCCCUGUCCUCUCCGUCUAUGGGCUUCGAUGGCGUUCCUGGUCGCAGGAGAAAGAAGAGAACCAGCAUUGAGACGAACGUACGUGUGGCCCUGGAGCGUGCAUUCCUGACGAACCAGAAGCCUACCUCGGAGGAGAUCCUGCUGAUUGCGGAGCAGCUGAACAUGGAGAAGGAGGUGAUCCGGGUUUGGUUCUGCAACCGCCGGCAGAAAGAGAAGCGCAUCAACCCAACCAGUGCCACCCCUCCGCUGCCCAGCCAGCCCCCCACUGCCCCACAAACGCACAAGCCGCCCUGCUACAGCCCUCAUAUGAUGUCCAGCCAGCUGUCGCAGGCCGUGACCAGUCUCAGCAGCACAACGGUGACCACCAUGUCCUCCAUUUGUCCCCUGACCUCCAGCCUCACUUCCACUCACCCCUCUCUCACCUCAGCCCACCCCCCUCUGAGCUCCACACCCUCCCCAGCGACUCCUCCACCUCCUCCCCGCAGCACAGCCAGCCCUGCCACUCCCAGCCACAGUACACUCAACCUAAACACAGGCUUGUGGCGUAUGGGUAAAAAGAACGGCGAAAUGUCCAACUACAUCACUGACUUUGCUGCAAACUUGAGGAACACUGUGAUGGGAGUUAACACGGGGAUGAGCCAAGCCCUCCUCGGUAACAAUCCCCUGGCCACUAUCCAAGCCCUAGCAGCCAGUGGUGGCCAGCUGCCUCUUUCCACUCUUGAGGGCGGCAGCAAGGUGAUGCUCGGGUCGUCUGGGGGUCAAGGAGGCGGGCUUCCCUCCUCCCUCUUCCUCAACCACCCGACCCUCCUUCACAUGGGUCAGAGCCCCGGCGCUGGACUGGUCAGCGCCGCCAUAGCCAAAGUCUCCCAGCCCUCACACUUCCCUUCGGCCAGCAGCAUCAGCCCCACGCCCUGCUCCCCCUCCCCCUGCUCCAGCCCUGCCUCCUCCUGCUCCUCCAGCGAAAUGGCACACAGCCCGUCCUCCCUGGGGGGGCCCAAGAUUGAGUGACCACACCCGGGGGUCAAUCAGAGAGGAGCAGAAAGGAUUAAACAAGAACCUCACCUUUCACACCAAAGCUAUCUCUUUCUCUCUCUUGUGCUCUUCUUUCGUUUUUGUUUUUGUUUUUUUUCCCGGCGUCUCUCUCCGUCUUUCUCUCCAAGUCUUUCGAUGCCAAAAAUACACAGAAUGAAAGAGGAGAGAAGGAGGGAAAGAAGUAAGAGAAGGGAAAAGGAGGAGAAAGAUUGAAACCAAAAAUCUUUAUGUAUCCAGACGGAUGAAACGGAGACAGCAGUGGACAUUUUUCUCUAAAACGUGUGACGUGGCACGUCUCUCUGAAGGAAAACAAACCAAUGACUCUGCAACAAAGAGGUGGAAGAGACGGCACGUCCGAGUGCAUAAACCAAAAAUGACAAAAAGAUAACUUUGACUAUAAGACAAGAAGGAAUGGCAGCGCGGAUAAAAAGAAACAAAGAGGAGAACUAUCCUUUUUUUUUUUUUUUAAAUAAUGUCAUUUUCCAAAAAGCUGCGGAUCUGAAAGAAGAAGAGGCGAUGCGAGGAGGAUACGUUUAAACCAAAAAUUUUACCUGAGGAGGAGCUGGAAGAAUACACAAUGAGACAAAAAAAAAAAAAAAAAAAAAACGACAACCAAACCAAAAUCACAAAUACCAAAAAUACGGAGAGAAAAGCUUUAUUCAAAGGACGUGUAAAUACUGAAGCUAUCCAGGACCAGGACUCUACUGCUACUGCAACAAGCAAACACACAAGCAUACGAAACAUGAAGAACCAGCUCAUCCUGUCACUGACUCAUUCUGUCUCUCACUUCAUGUGUCUCUCACUGAUUUUUUUUUAUAAUUUUGUAAAAUAGUGUUACUUUUUUUGCAUCGUGUGUGUGAGCGUCUGCUAGAAGAGCGUAAAAUUGCAUUCAUUUUUCUAAAGUUCAACUUUUUAACACAUUAUUUUCUAAGUACAGUUUAACAUUAGUUUUUUUUUUUUACUAUUUAUUAGUGCUGUUACACAUUUCAGCUCCUAUUUAUUGUUGUGUGCUACUGUAGUUUUAGCUCUCGUCAUUAUCAUCGCCAUCAUCUUCGUCUGCGUCAUCAUCGUUGCCAUGUAUUUUGUUUGUAACGCGACUCGCCCCGCAGCAGGACAGAUGACGGAAGUGAUCCAGUCCUCACCAAGUGCCGCUAACUCGCAGAUCGAGAUGGCUCACUUUGCUGUAACUUACAGUGCGAAUUCAUUCGUUAGGAACAGGUUGAUGUUUUUAAGUGCUUAUUUAGACUGCCCGACCCUCACUCUUUAAGAUAAAAGUAUUGAAUGUUGUUUCUUUCUCAGUAAAA
This is a messenger RNA of Poecilia reticulata (guppy), 6805 nucleotides long. It is a transcript of the gene pou2f2b, whose product is annotated as POU class 2 homeobox 2b. Gene Ontology annotation, molecular function: RNA polymerase II cis-regulatory region sequence-specific DNA binding; DNA-binding transcription factor activity, RNA polymerase II-specific. Gene Ontology annotation, biological process: regulation of transcription by RNA polymerase II. Gene Ontology annotation, cellular component: nucleus. Lineage: Eukaryota; Metazoa; Chordata; Actinopteri; Cyprinodontiformes; Poeciliidae. The record is from RefSeq and is a predicted model, not a curated record.